Stylonychia lemnae is the source of this 1023-nucleotide messenger RNA. The record is from the annotation of a GenBank genome assembly. NCBI's taxonomy places the organism in Eukaryota, Ciliophora, Spirotrichea, Sporadotrichida, Oxytrichidae.
AUGCAGAACAGGUUCUUAAGGUCUAUCAUCAAAAUUCAAUCUUGCUUUAGAGGAUACAGAGUAAGAAAAAGAUUUUCUGUAAGAAAGACACUAAAAAAGAGAUAUUCAAUGGGUGCUUAUAAUAUCAAUAGUACAGGCACUAUAAAAGUUGUAAAUACUAGUAGAAAUUAAUCUAGAGAGGAGACUAUACAAAUAAAAAGAGAGCAGUUUCAAUCACCAUUAGUUAUUAAAAUUAGAGAAUAGCUAGGUCCAUUUGACUUUUAGAUAAGUGUCCCAGAAUUAAUACAGUAAGAAUCAAAGAAAAGUUUAGAGUAUUUGGAAUAGAGGCCAGCUAAAAUGCUAGAUGAAGAAGUAAUUUAUGAGGGUGAAUGGAGAAAGGGAACAGAGACUAGAGAAGGAAAAGGAUUGUAAAUAUGGUAAGAUGGUUCAGUGUAUGAAGGUUGGUGGGUCAACAAUAAAGCCAAUGGUAGAGGAAGACUUAUACAUGCAGAAUGUGAUAUUUAUGAGGGAGAUUGGCUAGAUGAUAAAGCUCAUGGCUAUGGAGAAUAUUUGCACAUGGAUGGGGCUACAUAUAAAGGGUUUUGGCUAGAGGAUAGAUAGCAUGGUAAAGGGAUUGAAACUUGGCCAGAUGGAGCUAAAUAUGAAGGUACCUACCUACAGGGUAAAAAGCAUGGCACUGGGUACUUUAAAUGGGCAGAUGGAUCUUAUUACAAUGGGGAAUUCAAGAAUAAUAAUAUUGAAGGCUAUGGAGAAUAUCACUGGGCUGAUGGUAGGAAAUUCAUUGGAGAAUGGAAGGAAAAUAAAAUGCACGGAAGAGGAAUAUUUACCUGGCUAGAUGGAAGAUUAUAUAAUGGAGAGUAUUUUCAAGAUAAAAAAUAGGGGUAUGGAGAAUUUAGUUGGCCAGACGGAAGAAAAUAUACUGGUCAAUGGUACAAUGGUAAACAACAUGGAAAAGGAACAUACAUAAGCUCCAAAGGAGAGAUUAUUACUGGAGAAUGGAGCAAGGGCAAAAGAAUAGUUUGA